UUCGUGUUAUUAGUUCGGCCGCAACUUUGAAGCACCUUAAAAGCUCCAAUUAUUCACCUGAGUUGAGUUGUUUUAUCGAUUGCACCUCCUUCCAUGCCCUGUCUGAUACGUUGCUAGAUAUUAUAAUAGCGUGCAACUCGAUAAGGAUCUAAAAAUGUGUCACAGAUCAAGAAUGUGUGUCAGUGGAUGGGAUAUUGCUGAAGUAGGUCAGAGGUGCAGAAACAUUGCCGCGGCGAUGGAAACUGAUGUGGUUGUGAAUUAGAAAGUAUAUGAAAUAUCAAUAGUCAUGUAUGGGAUGUUGAAUGUUGGAUCAAAUGUGGGCAAUAAGGUGGAAUGGAUAGCGGCAGACUCGAGACGGUCCCAAACGGGGCUGUGCAUCUGGACACAGUGAGAGCACUGCAUCAAACUGUGGUAUCUUUACGGACUGCUUUGGAAGUGUCUAAGAAUGAGUUAAAAGCUUUAAAAGAAAAGUAUGAACAGCAUUCUCAAUGUACAGAGUAUGCUGAUGUUAUUGAGAAAUUGACUAUUGAGAAUCAUAUUUUGAGACGUAAGAUUAUAGAAGGUUUUGACGAUAGAGAGUCUCCAGCAAAGAACAUUACACUACAAGUCACAUAUAGUCCGAGGCCUCAAAGUGGUUUGGACUGUGGUGGUGUAGUGGUGAUACAGACUGCUACUACAGAUGUGCAGGAGACAGCUGAUACAGGAGAGAGGCCUGUAGAGGAAGAAGAAAGUCCCAUUGAGGCAGAGAGAGAAGAAUCUCCUGACAAUCAACCAGAAUUCUGUUCCACAGAUAACUUAAACCAAUUAGAAGUUGGCUUUGCUGCAACAGAAGCAGUUCUUACUUCAGGUGAUUCCCCAGAAGUGAAUGUGAGUGCAGAAAUAAGCCCUCACGACAACACUGAAAUUGAAGAAAUUCACAGUCAGAUAACUACAUACCCCAAAGAUAGUGCUGCCACAAAUCAUCAAAGUUUUAAAACAAAAUUAGAACUUCUAUCAAAAUUUGAUGUCAGAAUAAAAGUAAGGAGUCUAAAAGAAGGUUCUAUAAUAUCUAGUACAACUUCGGAAAGUGGUUCUACAACCACUGAUGAGAAUAGAGAAAGAGUAAAUAAAGAUAAAGCACAUUUCGAAUUUGAUGAAAAAAGAGAACAUUUUGAAAAUACUGAAGGUCCGUCAGGUAGCAAAAUCAAUUUAAAAUCUGUUGCUACUGAGAACAUAAAGAUGGCCGUGCCGAAUGAAACGGAGGCUAAGUCCAAAGUUGACAAGUUUAAUGUCCAGGUGAGGAUCACUUCGGAGGAGAAUUUGGUUGUGAAAGAAAAUGUUGAGAGAAGCAGACAGAAGGACACACUCAACUUGGAUGUGGAUGACUUAAGUCUCAGGUCAAUGUCUGAAGGAGACAACUCGGUAUUUUCCGAAGGUGUCGUGACGCCGGUGGAGCCCCCCGCCGGGGAUGAUAAGUUGGACCCGGAGAAUGCCAGCGGGAAUGAAUCUGAGGAGGUUGACGAUAUUGAGCUCAUAUUCACCACUGAUGAGUCUAAGGAUAUGAGCAAUUUGCAGGAGGAUCUUGUGUCCAUCAGGGAGACGGAUCACUGGACCCCUGGUUCCACUUCGACCACUCAUUCGACCCCGGUGCUCAUCAAGUUCCACACCUUAGAUCCUGACUUCCAACCAGGGGGCGAAACAUCCGACAACGCCGAGAACGAAAACCAAGAAAACAGCAGCUUACAGAAUGUGAUAGCUGAAUCUACUCUUAAGAAAAGAGUUUCACUGCCAUCUGAUAAAGAAAUAAGACAUGUGGCGUUCAACAGCAAAGGAAGCCUGGAUUUGCCAGGCCGAGGGAUAUUAAAGAGUUGUGAUAACAAAUCUGAUAAUAUGUUGUACAAGCGGAGUCCUAAUACAAGUACUAGGAGAUUAGACAGUGUUGAUAGUUUGACCUGUGAAUAUAAUAGAGGCUUGAGUUUCGAUAAUACGAAGUCUUCGAGCUUCGAACUUGGCUCGAGCAUGGAUAUCCUCCAUAGAGAAGAGAGCAUAGACAAUUUUCAUAAGACCCAUCAUUUGGGCCACCGGUUCUCGGUGUUUGCUGAAACGGAUAUUUCAAAGUGCGGCAUUUCUGAAGAGGAUUUGGGAGGGAACUUGAAUGCGAGGAGGAAUACGUGCCCCAAUCCUUUCCAAUAUCGGGCUCCAGCAGUGCGCGGCGCCGGGCGGCCGCCGCGGCGCCCCGCGCUGCGCCCGCCGGCCCCGCGCCGCGACAGCGCCGCGCAGACGCUGCUCUCCGCGCUGCCGCCGCGCUGGAGCUCCGACGGGCAUCUGGCGCACAAGAUGCCGCUGUGGAGCGCCCCGCCCACCGUCCCGCAGCGCGCGGCGCCCAGUGCGCACACGCACGUGUCUCGCCGGCUGACGGUACCCAACGCGCGUCCGCCCGCCAUGGCCGAAGACGAGCGACGAGUCUUAUUGAGCGAUAUCGGCUUCACGUCAAUGGUCCCGGAGCUGUCCCGCUCGGCCGACCCGGUGUGGGCUCUCACUAAGCGACCUUCACACGCCGAUUCGCCCGUAUCCACUUCUACGUCCAAAUUCAUAUCGCGCGGUUCUUCGUUCCGCUCGCCGUGCCUCAGCAUGGACCGCAGCAGCGACUGGAUACCGCAGGCUCUGUACACCCCGUCUGCACGAGCGGAUUACCGAUCGUGGCGCAGUUCCAUGCCGGACGUGCGUCGCGACGACACCGAGGAGUUGUUGUUGGAAGCCGAGCGGUUUGUGCGCGGCUCCGUAGACAACGUGCGAGCCGCCUCCUUGGACCUGGAAUCCGGCUACGGUCAAGCCUGGGGCCGCGCCGGGUCUAGCCCCGGGGCGGACGUGGCGGGGGGCGCCCCGGGCGGCGGGCAGCCCUACAUCCCCGCGGAGCCCCGCCAGCUGCGGCUGGGGCACACCGUCAAGCUCAUCGCGCAGGGCCGCGUGCUCGUGGGCCGAGUCAGGUAUGUCGGGCUGGCGGGCGGCAGCGCGGCGGCGAGCGGCGUGGUGGUGGGCGCGGAGGUGGCGGCGCGCGGCGCCCGCAACGACGGCGUGUUCCGCGGCCGCCGCUACUUCCUGGCCGCCCCCCACUCCACCGCCGUGUUCGUGCCCUUCUCCAAGGUCGUCAUGGCCUGGCCUAACUAGCGACCUCAUGUACACAACAUACAUACAUAAAAUCACGCCCCUUUCCCGGAGGGGUAGGCAGAGACUACCUCUUUCCACUUGCCACGAUCUCUGCAUACUUCCUUCGCUUCAUCCACAUUCAUAAC
Messenger RNA from Amyelois transitella, 3272 nucleotides. RefSeq lists its product as uncharacterized. The coding region runs from base 334 to 3147 and encodes 937 amino acids. The record is from RefSeq and is a predicted model, not a curated record. NCBI's taxonomy places the organism in Eukaryota, Metazoa, Arthropoda, Insecta, Lepidoptera, Pyralidae. The transcript has 11 exons.